UACUAUGAUACGUCUUCUUCCCUGUGAGACCUUGAGUAAAAAAGUAAAAUAGGAUUUAACUGGGAACUCUUUUCUUCAGAUAGUGAAGAAGAUCCCAUUCAAGAAGAUGAAGAGGACGAUGAAUCUCUCAUUGGGAUGACCCUAUCUCCCUUGGAAAGGCUCGAGAAGUUUAGUAUCAGCAAAAUGGUUUUACAGAGGCUUGUUGUGACCAGAGAACUUUCAAAUACCAUUCACAGUAUCAGUUUAACAGAUGCAGUCGAUAAAGCCUUGCCCAUCAUCAUUGAGUUAGGUAAAGAUACUGAUGACUCUGUUAGGGAGGCUCUAGCGGGGGAAUUGGAUAAAGUCAUUUACUUUUACUAUCAAAAUGCACCACCAUUGUUAUCAGAUGAUAAAGAAACUCAGCAACCUCAUAUCCCAGCAAAUGCAUUUGCUAGUACUGUGAUUGACUUUUUGUUAGAUCAAAACACUACUUUAGCUUCUAUCGCACAACAGUCUAUUGUCACCGUCGCCGCAGAACUAGCAGAUACACCAAAAUCCUCUGAGCAAUAUGAGUUUAAUCAAUCGCUCUUAAACAACGAAAUCUUCCAAGGCAUUAUUCUAGGGUUGAUUAGUAUAGUCAAUAGUGGAAAUCAACAAGAAGAUCUGGAGGAGGAAAAAGAGAUGGAUAUGGCAACUGUUGUGGAAAAGGGAACAGCUAAUGUGAUGGAUUCAUUUUCGACAGCCAUAGUUGAAAAGGUACCGCUUGAUAAAACACCCGAAAACAAGGUUAUUUCUUCUGCAACAAACGCCGUAUUAAAGCAUUAUGAUGAUGGAGGGAUAAACUUGGCAAAGAUGGUUUGCUUAAUGUUAAUUUCGGCUUUGGCUCAAGUCUUUGGCCCAGAAGGUUGCACAGAUAAAUUUUUACCUAUUGUGGAAAGCAUGGUUUCUGAUCCAAUGUUCUAUGUGAGAAAAGAAGCUGCCGCUGCUGUCGGAAGUCUUUCGACUUCUGUUGAUCCCAAAACGGCCUUAGAUAGACUUCUGCCUCUUUAUUUAAAGCUUUCAGUAGACACAAUCUGGCACGUUAGAAGAGCAUGUGUAUUUGCAUUACCUUUUCUUUGUGAAGUUUUACCAAAUGAAGUCAAGACUACAAUCGCAGUGAAUGGAGUAGAGUUAUUCAAGAAUGAUGUCUCUCGAAAUGUGCGCAAUUCAUUAGCUGAUAUUACUGGCGAGAUGAUAUCUAAAUUCUUACCGGAUGAUUGGAAGGAGACAGGAAACCCCGGAAAAGUACCAGAAGAGCUGUUGGAUUUCUUUUUAUCUUUGGGAAAUACAACUACCAGCGCCAACCAGAUGUUUAAAACGGACACGGAGCGUAUUCAUAACUGUGCUUACAACUAUCCCGCCGUAGUAUUAACAGCAGGUGUCGAGUAUUGGGACACUCAUUUAAAGGAUACUUAUUUGAAUUUAACCAAAGAUUACCAGCUCAAAGUACGUAGAACUUUUGCGUAUUCACUUCAUGACAUUGCACGUAUCAUUGGUCCCGAACGCACGGAAAGGGAUUUGGUACAAAUUUUUGCACUGUACCUGAUGGAUUUGGAUGAUGUCAAACAAGGUGUUUUGGAACAUUUAUCAGAGUUUUUAGGCGUUCUCGCCAUUACUUCAAGAAAUGAGUAUAUACCUAUUCUUGCAGAGGUGUGGGAUGGCGUUAUGUCAAACUGGCAUUUGCGUGAUAUCUUGGCUAAUCAAUUACGUGAUAUCUCUCGGCUGUUUGAUGCAUCGAGAGUAGUAGAACAUAUACUACCAUUAGCCAUUCGUGCAUGCCACGAUGAGUUUGCAGCAGUAAGAGAAACAGCCGUUGAAAUUUUUCCAGUUAUUUUGGACAUUGUGAAGAGAACUGUGGACGAUGAUGGAGAAAAUUUGUCUCAGAUAGAAGAAAGUGAAAAUGAUACAGAUAAUAUGGCCGAUCGUCAACAAAAGUACGCUUUGGCAUUAUUAAAUCAUGUUAUGGAAAAAAUAGAUGACUUGGUUCGAUCAUCUGCACAUCGCACAAGACUAGUAUUUACACAGAUAUGUAGAUCACUGCUUGAUGCAGGUAUCAAUCCCGCAGACUUUGGCUCAUUUUUCUUACCCAGAUUAGUUGGUUUAGCCAAAGAUAAAGUGGUAAAUGUACGUAUUGCCACUUCCAGAACAAUCAAAACGUUAUGCUCUAUUGCUGGCUAUCGCCACGAUUUAGAAACAAUCACAUUCAUUGAAGGUGCAACGACAGAGAACGAUAUGACACCGGGCCAGGUAUUAGAUGAUAUAUUAUAUCUUUUAUCGACGGACAAGGAUAGGGAUGUUCGGUAUUAUGUUGAAGAAUUUAUCACGCCCGAAUGUCUUCUAGCCUACCAAGAGAAGAAAGUCAUGCAGGAUAGUAUCAUAGCAAAAGAAUUGGCCAUAAAGCAGAGCGAAAAGAUCUUUCCUCCCACUUUACCAGCUCAUCUGAUUAUGAUACACUCACCAGCAUUGUCUAAUCUUGACGAUGAGGAAGAAGAAGAAUAUGAAAGUGAUCAUGAUAUCCAUAAUACAACGGAAUUACCUGUUGUUUUUGAGGAGGAUGAAGAGAGUGAAGAAAUAUAUCACUCUACAGAAUCACCAAUGGAUAUUGUGGAUGAUUAUGAUGAUGUCGAAGACAUGUCCUUGUCUGGAAACAUGGGGACGAGUUUAUAUGAAGAAUGCAUCAAGGAUGAGGAUCAAGUCAUUCCUUUUACUGAUAUCCAUACCAGCAGCACACUAGAUGAAGAAGACGACAUUAUGAUGGAAUCGCCAUCCGACAACCACGAGGAAGUUGCAGAAAAAGCUCAGCAUGUUUAUUUAUCAAAAAUUCCUGCCCAUGUGGUUUUAAACAGUAGCGUUCCUCCUGCUGUACCUGCAGACAACAACUAAAAAAAAACACAAUUUAUUUUUAUCUCUUAUAUAUUAUUCCCCCAUCACCUUCACCUUUCUCUAUUAUUAUCUAUCUGCUUUCCCACUUUAUAUCUGUCUUAUACAAUUAAUCGUAA
Mucor mucedo is the source of this 3017-nucleotide messenger RNA. RefSeq names its product armadillo-type protein. The transcript has 9 exons. The coding region runs from base 136 to 2901 and encodes 921 amino acids. Gene Ontology annotation, molecular function: protein phosphatase regulator activity. Gene Ontology annotation, biological process: protein dephosphorylation. NCBI's taxonomy places the organism in Eukaryota, Fungi, Mucoromycota, Mucoromycetes, Mucorales, Mucoraceae. The record is from RefSeq and is a predicted model, not a curated record.